Messenger RNA from Puma concolor (puma), 347 nucleotides. NCBI's taxonomy places the organism in Eukaryota, Metazoa, Chordata, Mammalia, Carnivora, Felidae. The record is from RefSeq and is a predicted model, not a curated record.
GUAAGUCAAAUCUCAUGGAUGCGAUCAGCUUUGUAUUGGGUGAGAAAACCAGCAACCUGCGAGUAAAGACCCUGAGGGACCUGAUCCAUGGAGCUCCUGUGGGCAAGCCAGCUGCCAAUCGGGCCUUUGUCAGCAUGGUCUACUCUGAGGAGGGUGCUGAGGACCGCACCUUUGCCCGUGUCAUUGUUGGGGGUUCUUCUGAGUACAAGAUCAACAACAAAGUGGUUCAGCUACAUGAGUACAGUGAGGAAUUAGAGAAGUUGGGCAUUCUCAUCAAAGCUCGUAACUUCCUCGUCUUCCAGGGUGCUGUGGAAUCUAUUGCCAUGAAGAAUCCCAAAGAGAGGACA